AUGCAUUCAUUUGCUAUUAGUGCCGAUUCAAAUUCAUCCGAUGUUAUGAGUAAUAAUACGUAUGAGAAAUUAAUUUGUCCAAAAUGUAAGGGAGAUCAUAAAUUAUUCAAGUGUCAUAAAUUUAUGUCUUUAACGCCUGCGGAACGAGUCCAUGUGGUUAAAGCACAUAAUUUAUGUUUCAACUGUUUGCAUUCCAAUCACGGUGUAAAGAAUUGUAGUUCAAACUCGAGCUGUCGUAAAUGUUCAAAACGCCAUCAUACGCUUUUACAUUUUCAUCAUAAGUCAGAUGCCAAUGGUAAAGAUAAUUCAGAAGUUUUAAAGGGUAAUCCCUCCACAUCGAGUGUGUCAGUUGAAUCCAAGCCAUCUCCUCCGGUGAGUUUGUGUUCGACAUCAGAAUUAGUGCAAUCGAAAUAUACUGUAUUAUUGGCUACAGCUCAAGUACAUGUUGUAUCUCAUUUUGGAGAAAAUUUUUUAUUUAGAUUUUUGAUUGACAGUGCAAGUCAAUGCAGUUUCAUAACUCAGAGGUGUUGUCAAAGACUCAAGUUACCAGUGAAUCGAGCGUGUCUGACCGUGUCAGGAAUUGGUGUUUCCGAAAAACGCGUCAACGGACAAGCUCAAUUAAAAUUUUAUAGUAAAUAUGAUAUUCACAAUAAAUACACGAUGGAUGUUUUAAUAGUUGAUAAAAUUACGGAUCAGUUGCCAACCUGUGUGAUUGAUAGUGAAGUGUGUGAUACAUUUAAAAAUUUGCGUUUGGCAGAUGAUGAAUUUUAUCGACCGAGUGAGAUUGAUGGAAUGAUAGGCGCCGAGUUAGUGCCCUACAUUCUGAAGGGACUUCGAAUCUCAGGUCCGGAUUCGCCAGUCGCCCUUGAUUCGACGUUAGGUUUCAUUAUUAUGGGUAAAGCGAAAGCUGAAGUCACUAAUAACAUUAUUCAAUCUUAUUGUUGUGUUAACUCUCCCCUUAAUAUGGAUCAACUCAUCCAACAAUUUUGGGAUAUAGAGGAAGUGCCAAACGGUACCGUGUUAAACGCAGACGAUUUAGAGUGCGAAAAAUUAUUUGCGGCGUCUGUUAAGCGAGACGUAAGUGGUCGAUAUGAGGUAGCUUUACCAUUUAGAAAGAUUUUUUCUGAUUUAGGAGACUCUUAUACUUCUGCUUUAAGACGAUUCCAAAACUUAGAAAAACGAUUCGCCUCUAUGCCUUUGUUUAAAAAACAAUAUAUGGAAGUUAUACGUGACUAUUUCGACCAAGGUCAUCUGAAGACCAUAAGUGGUCUACAUCCUAAAUCAUGUGGCUACUUUAUUCCUUAUCACGGGGUUUUUAAGGCUAGCUCCAGUUCUACACCAUUACGAGUGGUUUUCGAUGCGACCGCGAAAACCGAUAAUGGAAUAUCUUUAAACGAUGCUUUAUAUACCGGUCCGAAAUUACAAACUGAUAUUUUUGACAUUCUACUUAAUUUUCGUUUCUUUCAAUUUGCUAUGACAUCAGAUGUGAAACAGAUGUAUAGACAAAUUGAAUUGUGUCCUCCUCAUCAAAAAUAUCAAUGUAUUUUGUGGAGGUUUUCUGGUGAAGAACCUAUUCAAAUUUGCCAAUUAACCACGGUUGUCUUUGGGGUUAAGAGUUCUCCCUACUUAGCUUUACGCACUUUACGCCAAUUAGCUGACGAUGAAGCGAAAAAAUUUCCUUUAGCGUCCGAGAUAAUAUUACGUGAUAUCUAUAUCGAUGACAAUUUGUUCUGUGGCCGAAAAGUCGAUCGCGCAUAA
Messenger RNA from Chrysoperla carnea, 1758 nucleotides. RefSeq lists its product as uncharacterized. Lineage: Eukaryota; Metazoa; Arthropoda; Insecta; Neuroptera; Chrysopidae. Bases 1 to 1758 code for a protein of 585 amino acids. The transcript has a single exon. The record is from RefSeq and is a predicted model, not a curated record.